Eurytemora carolleeae is the source of this 1832-nucleotide messenger RNA. RefSeq names its product zinc finger Y-chromosomal protein-like. NCBI's taxonomy places the organism in Eukaryota, Metazoa, Arthropoda, Copepoda, Calanoida, Temoridae. The transcript is spliced from 2 exons. The coding region runs from base 647 to 1684 and encodes 345 amino acids. Gene Ontology annotation, biological process: regulation of transcription by RNA polymerase II. Gene Ontology annotation, cellular component: nucleus. The record is from RefSeq and is a predicted model, not a curated record. Gene Ontology annotation, molecular function: RNA polymerase II transcription regulatory region sequence-specific DNA binding; DNA-binding transcription factor activity, RNA polymerase II-specific.
UUUGGAUAAUCUUUCUUUUUUAACAGUUCAGAUUCAGGGUCUGAGAGCAAAAGUUUUUUUAGUUUUGGAUUGAUAUUUUGCCCGGCCCUGUGAUCUGGGUCCGUGGAUCCGCAAUAUUUUUACGGAUCCUGAUCCAGGAAGCCAAAAUGUUGCGGAUCCAAUGGAUCUAGAUCCGGAUCCUAAGCACUGUUUAACCUGAUUCACUUCUUCUCAUAAACUUUUUUAAUCAAAAAAACAAAUGAAAAUGUACAAACUAUUUAAUUUAAAAUGCGAAAAAAUUUAGACAUAAAUUAUGCAACGAUCGUUUAAACUAAUUAACAAUGAAAAACCUAUAUUGUUUAAGAUGUAGAAUAAUUCUGAUCUUUUGUAUCUAUAUGUAUGAAGUAAUAAUAUCUAUUUCUCUUGUUGUCUGUAUGUUCGAUCAUAUAACCCUUGGCCGAUUUGCCUCAAACUUUGAUACAGAUACUCUGCAGAACCAAAGGAAUGUUUUUAGUUGGUUGUAUAUCUUGUAAAGAGAAAUCUUAGAUUUCUGGGCAAUGUUUCUAACUUGUAAAUUUAAAAUUAGAAAAGUUUAAUUGGGCGCAGCUGUAUUUGUUCUAAACCCUUUUUUACCAUUUUAAUCUCCAAUUCAAAAAUUUCAGAGAAUAUGGCCGAUUCGACCGAUACACAGAGAAAGAAAAUAAAAGUGGAAAAUAUUGAUAUCAUAGAUGCAAUCCGUCCUCCUUCUACUCUAGAGGAAACAUGUGCUGUUUAUAUAAAGGAAGAAGAUGUAAAAGUUGAGAUAAAAGAACCAUAUCAAGAUGAAAAAAUUCUCAAUGAAGAGGAUCCUCUGCUGGUUGGAUCAAAAAUAACCAAGAAAAGGAAACUAGGAGUAAUAUAUUUUUGUGAUAAAUGCGACUAUACUGCAACUUGCAGAGGUAAUCUAAAUAAACAUAUUAACAGUAAGCAUGAAGGAGUGAAAUAUCCUUGUGAUAAAUGUGACUAUUCUGCGACCAGCCGACGUUAUCUCAAAGAACAUAAUGAAAAUAAACACGACGGAGUUAGAUAUUCAUGUGAUAAAUGUGAUUAUUUAGCAACUAUACCAACUCGUUUAAGAGAACAUAUAAAGAAUAAACAUGAAGGAGUGAGAUAUCCCUGUGUAAAAUGUGAAUACGCUGCAACUACAGCUGGGGAUCUUAGAAAGCAUUUCGAAAAUAAACAUGAAGGGGUGAGAUAUCCUUGUGAUAAAUGUGAGUAUUCUGCUGCUAGACCAACGUCCCUAAAGGAACAUAAAAAGAUUAAACACGAAGGAGGAGGACAUCAGUGUGUUAAAUGUGAAUAUGUUGGAACCACAGCAAGGGAUCUUAAAAGACAUACCGAAAGUAAACACGAAGGAGUGAGAUAUCUGUGUGAUAAAUGUGAAUAUUCUGCAACUAAACCGAAUAAUCUUAAAAGUCAUAAAAUGUAUAUGCACGAAGGACUGAGAUUUCCUUGUAAUAAAUGUGAAUACGCUGCUACUUGUCGAGGUAAUCUAAAAAAGCUUAUUGAGACUAAACAUGAAGGAGUGAGAUAUCCAUGUAAUAAAUGUGAAUAUGCUGCUACUAGGCCAAAUCAUCUCAGAGACCAUAUUAUGGUUAAACACGAAGGAGUGAGAUAUCCUUGUGAUAAAUGUGAAUACGCUGCAACUACAGCAGGGGAUCUUUAAAGACAUACCAGAAAUAAUCAUUAAGAAGUGAGACAUCCUUGUGAUAAAAAUGUCGGAAUCUGAUCGUGGAAAUCUUAACAAAAAAAUAAGAGUUUUAAAUGUUUUAAUUUUUUAAUUUUGGCCUUUUAAAAACCUUCCCUAGGGUCGU